AUGGAUCCAGUUUAUAUUUCUAGAAGACGAAAUCAACAAUAUCAUCGUCGUCGUCGUCGUCAUCAUCUUCUGGUAGAACAACGAAAACGACAAUAUCAUCAUCAGCAGCGAUACCAACAUACUAUCGGUGUUCCUACUUUGAUUAGUUGUCUUACAGUGACUAUUAAGUCUGAUAAGUAUAUUAUAUUUUCAAUCGAUUCACAUCAUUAUAUCUGCCGUAUACCCAGUCUAUCGACAGUAAAUAUUAGUUCGUCCGGUGUGUUCGAUACUUCUCCACCAGCUCAUCGUCUUUCGACUACUCGUUUUAUAGAUGACAAACAACAACCUGAUCAUCCCGAUUAUACUCAAUUUGAUAUUAACAAUAUUUAA
Adineta steineri is the source of this 369-nucleotide messenger RNA. The record is from the annotation of a GenBank genome assembly. NCBI's taxonomy places the organism in Eukaryota, Metazoa, Rotifera, Eurotatoria, Adinetida, Adinetidae.